Mercurialis annua (annual mercury) is the source of this 1107-nucleotide messenger RNA. RefSeq lists its product as uncharacterized. The transcript has 5 exons. Bases 1 to 1107 code for a protein of 368 amino acids. NCBI's taxonomy places the organism in Eukaryota, Viridiplantae, Streptophyta, Magnoliopsida, Malpighiales, Euphorbiaceae. The record is from RefSeq and is a predicted model, not a curated record.
AUGAAGAAGAUGAAAGAAUGGGAAUGGGAUUUUUUCAUCAGGCCUGAAGAUCAUUUUCAUUCAAAGGUUUCUCAUAAUGAGGGUGUCGAUGUCAUUUCUAAUAUUAAAAAGAAUUUAACCCCUGAAACUUUGGAGAGAUUUUCACAAACUUGUUUUGGAAAAGAGGUAAAACAGCCUGUGUUUUAUGAGUUAUGGAUCAAAGUUUCUGGUCAGUUGUUAAAAUUUUCUAUUGAUGAAUUUGCUUUAAUAACUGGACUGAAAUGUGUUGGUAGUGUUGAUCUCAAGUUGUACAAAAAUGAGACUUCUGAUUUUAAAACUAACUGUUUUGGAAAUAUAAAGAAAGUUUCAAAAAAGUUUUUGGAAUAUAGUUUUCUUUCGAAGCGUUGGAGUAACGAGGAAGAGGCUUUUCAAAUGGCUGUCUUGUAUUUCAUUGAAAUAUUUUUAUAUAAUAACAAAAGUGAGUCAAAUGUUCGUGAUGCACAUUUUAACCUUGUUUGUAGUGGUGACUUUGAAAAUUUCCCAUGGGGAAAAGAUUUGUUUCAUGCUACUUUGGAGUUUUUAAAAAGUAAACUCAGUUUAUGGAAAAACUGUGAUUUUUUAAAGAAAAAAUCGAGAUCUUCUGAUACCCGACCUUCAAGCCGAUAUGACGGAUUCCCUUUGGCCUUCCAAACUUGGUUUUUCGAGUGUUGCCCUGCUCUCGAAGGUGGAAUAGCUUCUUGUUGUGGAACUGAAAUUCCUCGCAUUUUGCGUUGGAAGGUUACAACUCUUCAGAGUUGGUCUUAUUUGUGCCGAAACCUCUUUGAUCAAUCUGCUGAACAGUUAAAAUUAUGCAAUAUUACACCAACCGUUGAGGAGAGGACGUUGUUGAACUUAGAGGGGCUGUUUUUAAAAGGAAAGCGUAAAGUCGAAAUGGAGCUAGAGGAUAGUGAAGGAGUUAAUUUUAAAACCAAAAUUAAUAAAUUGGUUUUGAAUCAGUCGAAGAUGUUCAAUGAGUUUGCUGCUAUCAAGACAUUCAUAGAGACUGAAUUCUUUGAUGUCAAGAAUCAAUUGGUUGAAUUGAAAAGUGGAUGCUCGUGGUCUUGUUUCUUCUUCAGAAGAAACUGUUAG